Messenger RNA from Centruroides sculpturatus (bark scorpion), 721 nucleotides. Its product is annotated as zinc finger protein 567-like. Gene Ontology annotation, biological process: embryonic hindgut morphogenesis; embryonic pattern specification; regulation of transcription by RNA polymerase II. NCBI's taxonomy places the organism in Eukaryota, Metazoa, Arthropoda, Arachnida, Scorpiones, Buthidae. Gene Ontology annotation, cellular component: nucleus. The annotation marks the transcript as partial. Gene Ontology annotation, molecular function: DNA-binding transcription factor activity, RNA polymerase II-specific; RNA polymerase II transcription regulatory region sequence-specific DNA binding. The record is from RefSeq and is a predicted model, not a curated record. The transcript is spliced from 3 exons.
AUGGGACGUCCCAAAAAGAAUUUUUGGGACGUCCCAUUCAGCCAAAUGAACGAUCUACCUAAUAUUAAAAUGAGGCAAUGUAAUGAAGAAACUUUUUCAUUUGGUCUAUCGACUCUUCCUUGUCACAUAAGAUUCAUGGAAUGCAUUCUUCGCAUAGCGUAUCGAAUGGAUAUUAAAAAAUGGCAAGUGCGCGAGACCGAAGAGAAAGAGUCAUUAUCAACAAGAAAGAAAAAUAUUAUUAAUACAUUUAGAACCGAAACUGGUUUACUUCUGGAUACUCCCAAGCAAGGUGGUGGAAACACCAACGACAAGCGUCUUACUUCGAAGGGUGGUUUAGAGCGGCACGGAAGAACGAGCAAAUCUCAUCGAUAUAAGAUUUGUAACAAAGAAUUUAAAGUGAAAUACGGAUUGACAUCUCACGAAGUAACUCAUAGUGACCAUCGACCUUUCCAAUGCGAUAUUUGUAAUAAGCGUUUUAAAAGGAAAGGCGAGUUAAAAAUACAUUACGAAAUUUACAGUAAUGGACAAUACAUUCAACGAUAUAACAGCGUUUCCGAUAGGAGAAAUUCUCAAGGAACACUACAUAAUUUAGGCUCAUCUUCGGAGUUCGUUGCUCUUGAAUGUAAUUUGCCCGAAAGUGAUAAACCUCCUCCGUAUGACCACCCACCCUCUUACGCUACAGUAGCUUUCGAUGAGUUAAAACACGGGCAAGAUGAAAAAU